AUGAAUGCCUAUGGAUCAGAAGACAAUUCAUACUGUUAUUUUCAUCCCAAAGAGGUUGUUGUUGGGGUUUGUCCACUAUGCUUGAAUCAGAGGCUCCUCAUAUUGGCUGCAAAGCAAGGUAACCUUUCUUCAGCUAGAGCAACUCAUAGAAAUGAAGGUACACCACACAAGAAGCCACCCAUCAACCUUCCAAAGAUUUUUGCUUUUGGUUCUUUGCUAAAUCGGCUUGAAUUUCGUCACUGGAAGUCUGAUAACUCCGAUCAUGACGCUGCUUCUACCAGUCAAGAAGACUCCUUUAUAUCAAUCAAGUUUGAAGACAAUGGUGCUGCCUCAUGGGAAAAGGGCGCAGUUUCUAAGGUCUCUAUUGAGUCUUGCAGCAAGUCAUGGAAUCAAAAUCUCAACAAGGAAGCCGAACAAGGCAAAGACAUUAAGGAGACCAUGAGUGUGAUAGAGCAUGCAAAACCUCAUGCCUCGCUGAGGUGGCGAAAGAGGAUUGGCCAUAUGUUCCAGCUAAUCAGAUGGAAGAGGUCCAACAAAGAACACAUGUGCCAUGUGGGCACCAAGGUGGAGGGAGUCAAGAUGAGAAAUAAGGGCUGGAUAAGGACUCUGACAAAGAGAAGGACCAAAGAAUAA
Messenger RNA from Dovyalis caffra, 633 nucleotides. The record is from the annotation of a GenBank genome assembly. Lineage: Eukaryota; Viridiplantae; Streptophyta; Magnoliopsida; Malpighiales; Salicaceae.